This is a messenger RNA of Dalotia coriaria, 2317 nucleotides long. Its product is annotated as glucose dehydrogenase [FAD, quinone]. The record is from RefSeq and is a predicted model, not a curated record. Gene Ontology annotation, molecular function: oxidoreductase activity, acting on CH-OH group of donors; flavin adenine dinucleotide binding. NCBI's taxonomy places the organism in Eukaryota, Metazoa, Arthropoda, Insecta, Coleoptera, Staphylinidae.
GUGCGCACGCGACCACAUGGACGACUUAAGUCGACUUAAACUCAAUCAAGUUUUUCUAAACUUUUGUUUGUAUUAUUUUUUUAAUUAUAAGUGUACGAAAAAUGUGUAUGCAGUGAUUAAGUAAUAUAAUAACGAAUGAGUGCACAAAUUAAUUGACUAAUUAGUGUUUAGUGUUUGGAAAUAUUAUUUGACAAGGUUACAAAUGGAUUAUCCUUAAUAAUUUCCAGCCAAAUGGACGCGGAUUAAUAUCAUGAUUAACCAUCUGGUGGACUACUCAUCCAGUGAAUUUAACUAUGGCAUGCUGAUAAGACCCCCAGACGAAGAAAUCAUAAACUUAAUCAAAAAAUAAAAUAAGUGGAUUUUAAGAAGAAUCUUCAUAGAAUAGACAAUUGAAUCUAGUCAGACAACUCAGAGACAACCAGAAUCAAUUUUUAGUCAUUAGCAUUAAGGAAUAGUAUUAACCAGAUUGCCAUGAUAUUAGGAACAUUAUUCGUGACCACGGCCCUGAAGACCUUAGGGUUCGUAGGUUCGGGUCUCUGGCUGGUCCCUUUACUCCUCGCAGGUAUAACCUAUAACAACUACAACAGAUAUGACCCGGAAGCACCUCCAAUAGACGCGAGGACCCUGUAUAGAGAAUAUGACUUCAUAGUAGUAGGAGGUGGAUCAGCUGGAGCUGUAGUAGCAUCAAGACUCUCAGAAGUCCCAAGUUGGCAGACCCUGUUAUUGGAAGCAGGACCUGAUGAAAAUGAGAUAUCGGAUGUCCCAUCCCUAGCAGCAUACCUGCAACUCUCCAAACUGGACUGGGCGUAUAAAAUAGAACCCACUGGCAGGGCCUGUCUGGGAAUGAAGAAUGGCAGGUGUAAUUGGCCCAGAGGUAAAGUCCUCGGUGGGUCCUCAGUUCUAAACUACAUGUUGUACGUUAGAGGUAAUAGAAAUGAUUACAACCUCUGGGAGGAAAUGGGGAAUCCAGGUUGGAACUAUGAUGAAGUCCUGCAUUACUAAAAAUCAGAAGACAAUCGAAAUCCGUACCUGAGACAUGGUGGAUAUCAUGGAACAGGAGGUUAUCUUACUGUUCAGGAAUCCCCAUGGAGGACCCCUUUGGUCUUGGCUUUCGUGGAAGCCGGUAAGGAACUAGGAUACCAAAACAGGGACAUCAACGGUGAACACCAGGAUGGUUUCAUGGUUGCCCAGGGUACCAUCAGAAGAGGGUCACGAUGUUCCACAGCCAAAGCAUUCCUACGUCCGAUAAGACUCAGAAGAAACCUUCAUGUAGCCCUAAACUCCCAUGUAACAAGAAUCUUAAUCAAUCCAAUGACCAUGAAAGCUUUCGGAGUGGAAUUUGUUAGGAAUGGUCGUAAACUGGUAGUAAUGGCCCGAAAAGAGGUCAUACUCAGUGCAGGGGCAAUCAAUACCCCUCAACUAAUGAUGUUAUCAGGGAUAGGUCCCAGGGAUCAUCUAACAGAACACCAAAUCCCUGUUUUGAAAGAUCUGCCAGUAGGAAACAACCUCCAAGACCACGUGGGUAUGGGAGGUCUUACUUUCCUAGUGGACCAACCCAUAGCAAUCGUCCAGAGCCGUUUCCAAGCCUUUCAAAUGACCAUGCAGUAUAUCAUGAAAGGCACAGGACCCAUGACCACUUUGGGAGGUGUAGAAGGCCUGGCAUUCAUGAAUACCAAAUAUGGUAACCGUUCCUGGCCCGAUAUCCAAUUCCACAUGGCCCCAGCCAGUAUCAAUUCAGACAACGGGGUCAAAGUCAGAAAGGUCCUAGGCUUAACAGACCAACUAUACAACACAGUCUAUAGACCCAUAGCAAACCGAGAUGCAUGGACCAUAAUGCCCCUACUCCUCCGCCCUAGAUCCCGUGGAACCGUCCGACUUAAAUCUCGAAGCCCAUUCCACUAUCCCAAAAUAGACGCUAAUUACUUUGCAGACCCAUUCGACGUGCAAACCCUCGUUGAAGGCGCCAAGUUAGCAAUCCGCGUAUCCCGAGCCCAGGCAUUCAAACAAUUCAACUCCAGACUCCACGCAAUACCCUUCCCCAACUGCAGACAAUACAAAUUCGGGUCAGACAAAUACUGGGAGUGCCAUAUCCGAACAAUAUCAAUGACCAUCUACCAUCCAGUGGGCACAUGCAAAAUGGGCCCCGAAUGGGACCCCGAAGCAGUAGUAGAUCCCAGACUCAAAGUCUACGGCGUCCAAGGUCUGCGGGUGAUAGAUGCUUCCAUCAUGCCGACAAUACCAAGCGGAAACACCAAUGCACCAGCAAUCAUGGUGGGCGAAAGGGCUGACCUCAUCAAAGAGGACUGGAUGUUGUGAU